This is a messenger RNA of Chinchilla lanigera (long-tailed chinchilla), 499 nucleotides long. Its product is annotated as 3-alpha-hydroxysteroid sulfotransferase-like. Gene Ontology annotation, molecular function: sulfotransferase activity. Gene Ontology annotation, biological process: sulfation. Gene Ontology annotation, cellular component: cytoplasm. The record is from RefSeq and is a predicted model, not a curated record. Lineage: Eukaryota; Metazoa; Chordata; Mammalia; Rodentia; Chinchillidae.
GACACAAGAGUCACUGUCGAGAAGAUGUGUGAAUUCUUGGGAAAGAAGUUAAAACCAGAAGAAAUAGAUUUAGUCCUCAAGUAUAGCUCCUUUCAAUUCAUGAAAGAAAACAAGAUGUCCAAUUUCUCCAUGGAGUCACUGGGGACUGGAAGAAUCACUUCACUGUAGCCCAAGCUGAAGCAUUUGAUAAAAUAUAUCAAAAGAAGAUGGCAGGAUAUCCUCCAAAGCUGUUUCCUUGGGAGGAAUGUUGAAAACUUCUACAUGUUCUAUGGGUACUAUGUCUUUUCUCCUCACCUUGUACUCUGCAUACCUGGGAGGCUGUUGCAUUAAACCUAUGAUUUCUUUGUGAAGUCUUGUAUUAUCAAAUCUUUACAUUUUUCAUGGCCGGCUUUUGUGUGUACCCAUACUCACUUCACAGUAUCUACACUUUAGAAAUCUUCAUAAUGUUCAUGUCUAUACCGCACUACAGUAAAAUAUUAAAGAAUUACCCUAAAUUGUG